AUGCCACAGGUCUUUCGAGCUUUAAAUGCGCUAAAUGAAACCAUGGUUUCCAAACUGUGGAUUUGGGAUUCAAUGAUCAAUAUUUUACCGAGUGAUAUGUUUGCACAGGUACGUCCUCGGGUUCUAUCAAUUGAGACAUCAAGGUUGAGUCUGUUUCGACCCGGCGCUUUUAGUAGAAUUGGACGGAGGUUGCGAGUGCUGCGGCUUCGAAAUAACAUUAUAAAACGAAUUGAGCCAUUCAUGUUUAAGGAUUUGGACUAUCUUCAACUACUAGAUCUGGGAAGCAAUAAAAUCACCUCUAUUGUCUCAGGUGAACUGAGCCUUUUGAAAGAUUUGGAAACUUUGGUUUUAAGUGACAAUCAAAUAUCUGUUAUUGAAGAUGGUGCUUUCGGAACUCUAUCUAACUUGAAAACAUUGAAUUUGGCAAAUAAUAAGUUGACUAAUAUUUCUGUUGAAACAUUUCAUGGUUUGAACAGCUUAGAAGCUCUUAAUUUGCAAAGUAACAAUAUUAUGUUUGUUGAUUGGAAUGCAUUCGCACAACUGAAAGAUUUGAAAUAUCUGAAUAUCGGAAAUAAUCAUAUUUCGCGAGUUGAUCUUCGUGGAUUAAAAUCAUUAGAAAAGUUAUUUCUUAACAAUAACAACAUUCAUUCAAUGAAACGUGUUACAUUGCAUGAUCUGCGUAAUCUUCAUUCGUUAAAUUUGGAUAGGAAUUCAAUCACAGAAAUACAUGAUGGCGAUCUUCAUUCACUUGAUGAAAGCGUGAGGCUCAGUACGCUUUCCAUAGCUGCGAAUAAAAUUCGCAAAAUUGAAGCUCGAGCUUUAGAUCCAGUGCAUCAGAUUACAACACUUUCUCUUCAAAAUAAUCAACUUUAUUCGUUAUCAAUUAGUGAUGGCGCAGCAGAAAUAUCAUUUUUAAAGCCAUUGAAGAAACUCAUCAGGCUGUAUUUGUCGAACAAUAAUUUAAUGCGAGUUGGAGAACAUGAUUUUAGUGCAUUAAAUUCACUAAAAGUAUUAGCGCUUGAUCACAAUCAAAUUGAAGAAAUACAUGGCAAAGCUCUCAGGGGAUUGCCUUUAAAGCGUUUUUACCUUAAUCGCAACCGCUUGUAUCAUCUUCCCAAACGACUGCUUGAGGACCAGAACAUUAGUCUGCUCAACGUGGUUGAUUUAUCAGAUAAUCUCUGGCAAUGUGUUUGUGGUGAGGAGUGGAUAUCGCACUGGUUAUCAUUAAUUGGUGAUCGAAAUGUAGCUGAUGGUAAUAUGGGAUGUAUAGAAUCUGAAAUAUGUGCUUCCAAACGUACUAAAGAAGAAGAACAUAGUGUCUGGAUCACUGUGGUAGCCAGCAUUAUUGCAGUCAUUUCUCUGUUCAUCCUCAUUGCUAUUGCUUUCUUGUAUGUCGAAGAUGGAAGACAGAUGCAGAAAUUAGCAUAUCCAUUGCGACGAGUACCAUUAGAUCUUCGACAAUUAAUACCAAAUGGUUCAGUGAUGUCUCUUCCAUCAGAGAAUGGAGCUGAGCCGUUACUAAUGUCUAAUACUGUCAAUAAAUCUACUGAGCAAUCGUUGAACAAUAGCGAUCUUCGAUUGUCGUCAUGUAUGAAAAGUUCAUUAAUCGUGCCAAAUCGUGGUAGCAGGAGUGGUGAUCAUAACGCCGACAAUAGUAGCAAUGUAAAUGGAAGUAAUGAAAAGAAAAGAGUUCGUUUCAACAAUGCAUAA
Thelazia callipaeda (thelaziosis nematode) is the source of this 1710-nucleotide messenger RNA. The record is from the annotation of a GenBank genome assembly. NCBI's taxonomy places the organism in Eukaryota, Metazoa, Nematoda, Chromadorea, Rhabditida, Thelaziidae.